Molecule: messenger RNA, 1197 nt
Organism: Aspergillus japonicus CBS 114.51
Lineage: Eukaryota; Fungi; Ascomycota; Eurotiomycetes; Eurotiales; Aspergillaceae
Product: TFIIIC subunit 6 family protein
Exons: 2
Coding region: 1-1197 (398 amino acids)
Source: RefSeq, a predicted model, not a curated record
AUGUCGCUUCCUCCGCCCAUCCCGGUCGAUCCGGCCAUGUUAGUGGACCAGCCCCAUCCCGAUUCCGACAUCGACUCCGACUAUGAAUAUGAAUAUCAUCCCACCGAAACUGAGACCGUCUACCUCACCCUUGACCUCACUUCUCUUCACGGCCCACUCCGACCGCCUCGCCGUCGACAACCUUCCGCGACUGCCGCCUCAUCAGCAACAGCCACCAACAUCUCCGACGAGGCCGAUGCCGCUGGGUUCACUCAUGUCGAGUCCCCAUCCGACGACCUACAGAUCCUUGGGCUUCAUACCCCCAAUCCCAUAAUCUCGUACCAGAACCAAAUCUUCAGCGGCACCUGGGCCGACCAACUCGGCACGGACCUGAUCUUUGCUCGUCCAGACGAAGGCAGAAGAGGAGGAGUAGAGGAACAACCAGGGGAGACUGCACCCCACGGCCCGUACGGUAUCCACCGCACAGAUCACCCCGAUACCCCUCUCCGUCACGGACACAACUACGACCUCCUCGCCGCCCCCAGCGUUAAGAUUAUAGGCCGCAAAGCCAAUCUCAUCUCCGCUAGCCAAUCCUCAGCGGCAGCAGCAACAACAACAACAGCAGCAACACCGGGAUCAGAUGAAGGGGUAAACCCUAGCCCUGGACAAUCUGACAAUUCUCCCGCCGGCCUCGCGCCCACCGUAUCAACGACCGGGAUCAUCCGUGCCCCCAACCACCCUGCAAGCAACCAAAUGCGGUUCCUCGAACGUUUGGCCAGUCUGAAGCGGAGCAAGGGGGAGACGGACACGGUGCGGACCGUCUUCAGCACGAAACGGAUUCAGUCGGACCAUGCAUCGUCGCUGGGCGGGCGGGCGCUCGGCUGGGCGCGCACCGACGAACAGCUCGCGGAAAUCCAGCGCUUGAAUGAGCUGGCGUUGCAGGGUGAUGCGGCUGCGAUGGCGGAGCUGGAGGCGCUGUACACCCGGCUGGGUGAGGAUGUUGAGAGGGAGGUGGGGAGCGAUGACGACGACGACGACGACGAUGAGGGCGAUGAUGACGAUAACGGCAAUGAUCAUGAUAUUGAGAUGGGAGACGUGGAGGGAGAGCCGGAGGUUGCGGGUGAGGAUCCCACGCGGGAUCCAAGUCACGACCAGUACCUUGACCCGGAAGAGUUACUCUCGCAGGCUCGUCGAGAUACCCAGCAGUCGCAGCCUUGA